AUGGCGAGCCACUCCGCCUUUGUAAGUAUGGUCGAUAAAGGAAAAAAUACAAGCCAGUCCGAAAUUUUAACAUGGACUUGCUAUAGAACCAUUCCUUCUUCAAUUAGUUCUGAAGGUGCCAUUGUAGAGAAAAAUGCUAUUCAUUUCUUGAAGUACCCUUUGCCACUUCUAGAGCUUCAAAUUGGUCUCAUUUGCAUUUUACAUCAUACAAUACAUUUAUUCCUCGGCCGUUUUGGAAUUACUGAACUUGUCUCACAAAUUAUUACGGGAAUAAUUCUUGGUCCAGCAUUUCUUGGAAGAUUGGAUUUUAUGAGAAAAUAUAUAUUUCCUCAUGAGAGUCAAGAUUUAGUAUUUACAGCGGCAGCAUAUGUUGGAUUCCAUAUCUUUAUAUUCUUGACUACAGUAAAGCUUGAUUUAGGAAAAACACUAAGAACAAGCAAAUUGGUGAUAUUCAGCGGCCUCGGAAAUGUCAUAUUACCUUUAAUUCUUGGUCUAGGUCUCACCAACAUUUAUAAAAACAAAGUAAAAGAUGAUGCAUUUAUUAACGAAGCAAUAAAUGUAGCUAUCAUGCAAUCUUUCUCUACAUUUUCAAUCAUAGCAAAUGUUCUUGAAGAACUCAAGAUUUUAAACUCGGAGAUUGGACGAUUAGUACUUUCUUCGACGUUGGUCGGUGAUAUAUUGGGUAUAGUCCUUUUGAUUAUGGUUACAACCGUUGUGCAACGCAAAGUAGAAAGAGUUUACAUCGAUGGUUUAGCCGUCAUUGUUUUUAUUAUGGCGGCUUGUUUGUUACGGCCGAUAUUGGUGAGGGUAAUUAGACGUACUCCUCAAGGUUCGCCGGUCAAUUCGACAUGCAUUUAUAUUAUUAUGGCAAUAGUAAUGCUAGCUCAAGGUUAUUUCCAAUUUUUUCACCAAUAUUUAAACGUAGGGGCGGCUAUUCUAGGCUUUGCUGUUCCGGCUGGUCCGCCGUUAGGAUCCGCUUUCGUAGAAAAAUUUGAAACUUUCAUAACGAAAGUCUUAAUGCCAGUUGCGGUUGUUCAAGCCGUAAUGAGAGCUGAUCUAACCCUAAUUUUUACUAGAUUCCCAAGAUUUGAAUUCUACCUGAUUUUGGGAUUAUUAAUUUUCGGAUCCAAAUUCGGAGUUUCUCUAAUAGCUUCCUUGUGUGCCGAUAUUCCAUUGAAUGAUUCGUUUUUAUAUGCUGCGGUUAUGACUUGUAGAGGCGUAGUUGAGAUUAGCACGUACGUGAUGGCAAGAGAUACUAAGACUAUAGGAGAAGAGGUUUAUGCAAUCUUAAUCUUCAGCGUCCUCAUUAGCUCAGCUUUUGCUUCAAUAAUUGUGAAGUGUAAUUAUGAUCCAGCAAGAAAAUAUGCAGGCUAUCAGACAAGGAACAUUAUGAGUUUAAAGCCUAAAUCACACCUUCGAAUUCUCACAUGUAUUCACAAACCUGAUCAUGUAACUUCAACGAUAAGUCUGCUCGAUGCUUUUCAUCCGGCUAGCGACAAACCAAUGGAUGUUUGCGCCGUUCAUCUAAUUCAAUUAAUUGGCCGAGCAACACCGGUUCUUUUAUCCCAUCAAAAGCAGAAUCGACUAGUCGACCACCGAUCUCAAAAUGUAAUCCUUGCGUUUACUCUAUAUCAACAAAAUAACUGGGAUAGUGUAUCUUUAUCUUCCUUUACGGCAAUAAGUAAACCUAAGAUAAUGAAUGAAGAUAUUUCGACACUCGCACUCGACAAGCUCACGUCGCUUAUACUGCUUCCCCUUCAUCGACAAUGGACUAUUCAUGGAGGAAUUAAAUCGGAAGAUAAAGAUAUAAGAACCGUAAAUUGUAAAGUUCUUGAAAAGGCUCCGUGUUCUGUGGGUAUAUUUUUUGACCGCGGAAAACUUGGGCGUCCAUUGUUAUCCACGGAAGCACCAAGGCCUUCUCUCUCUAUAUGUAUGAUUUUCUUAGGAGGUGGAGAUGAUCGCGAGGCAUUGGCGUUAGCUAGACGAAUAGUUAAGGACUCAAAAAUACGUUUAACGGUCUUACAUCUUGUACCAGAGGGCAAAGUCAUGGACCAGUCGGAGGAAGAUGAGGAUAAGAUGAUCGAUUCUUGGGCAUUGAAGGACGUGAUCAAGAACCAAAAUGAGUUUUUUUCAAAUAUUGUAUAUAAAGAGAAAAUUGUGAAAGACGGACCGGCAACUGCACUGGAACUUCAUUCCAUAGUCGAUGAUUAUGAUCUUUUUAUGCUUGGGAGACGACAUAACGAAAAAUCACCUCAAACAGUAGGUAUAUCAGAAUGGACCGAGCUUUCAGAAUUGGGAAUUAUUGGAGAUUUGUUUGCUUCCAAGGAUCUUCAUAGUAGAGCUGCUGUUUUGGUGGUGCAAAAACAAAAACAGGUUAGGUAG
This is a messenger RNA of Mercurialis annua (annual mercury), 2382 nucleotides long. RefSeq names its product cation/H(+) antiporter 11-like. Gene Ontology annotation, molecular function: antiporter activity. The transcript is spliced from 3 exons. Lineage: Eukaryota; Viridiplantae; Streptophyta; Magnoliopsida; Malpighiales; Euphorbiaceae. Bases 1 to 2382 code for a protein of 793 amino acids. Gene Ontology annotation, cellular component: endomembrane system; membrane. The record is from RefSeq and is a predicted model, not a curated record. Gene Ontology annotation, biological process: proton transmembrane transport; regulation of pH.